AUGCUUCAUGAAUUUGCAAGUGUAUAUGAAGAAUUCCAGGAUUUGCUAAAGAAAUUUUCCUUGGAUAAGGAUAAGGAGAGGAAGAAACGUAUAUUUCUAAAAGUUCUUGAAGAAUUGACGAAGAAGGAAUAUUUCUCCAACCCUGAUGCUAAACUGCUGAACUCACUUAUAAGAAACCAACUCAAUAAUCUAAACCUUUUGAACACAAUGACAGUAGAUGAUAAGUUUGUGCAGCGGUACAAUUUUAUACUGACUGACCUUGUAAACAGACAGUACAGUACACCAGACAAAAACAAGGUGUUAAUGAAAUCUAACAAGAAUAAAACAAUGAGAUAUAAACCUGAAAAUACACCUCACGCAACGCAUCUAGGUUAA
Molecule: messenger RNA, 375 nt
Organism: Eurytemora carolleeae
Lineage: Eukaryota; Metazoa; Arthropoda; Copepoda; Calanoida; Temoridae
Exons: 6
Coding region: 1-375 (124 amino acids)
Source: RefSeq, a predicted model, not a curated record